Messenger RNA from Henningerozyma blattae CBS 6284, 3894 nucleotides. RefSeq names its product SKI complex RNA helicase subunit SKI2 (gene SKI2). Gene Ontology annotation, cellular component: Ski complex. The coding region runs from base 1 to 3894 and encodes 1297 amino acids. Gene Ontology annotation, biological process: nuclear-transcribed mRNA catabolic process, 3'-5' exonucleolytic nonsense-mediated decay. Lineage: Eukaryota; Fungi; Ascomycota; Saccharomycetes; Saccharomycetales; Saccharomycetaceae. The transcript has a single exon. The record is from RefSeq and is a predicted model, not a curated record. Gene Ontology annotation, molecular function: RNA helicase activity; RNA binding; ATP binding.
AUGACCACCACAGAUUCAUCACAAUUGGAUCAAUUGGAUCAAUUAUUUUCAUCAUUAAGAAAAAAUACUUCUACAUCAAAUGAUGAUAAAUUUAUUGAUUAUUUAACAAAACAGCCAAAUUUAAAUAAUGAAUUAACUAUUUCUCAAGAAAAUCUUGAAUUGAAAGAAAAAUUUUUACUAAAUUCAAAUAUUUUAAACUGGGAUUUAUUAGAUUUGACUCAAUGUGUCCCUUCAUUAAAUUUUCUAGAUGAAAAUAAUCAAAUUGGAAAAGAAAAUACCCAUGAUUAUAAAUCUUUAUUGAAAUUACCAAACAUUCUUAAUAGAUCUUCCUACCAUUUUAAAAGAUCUGGCCUUGAUGGUAAAAUCACAGGCUAUAAAGAAUCUGUUAAUCUGAUGGAAAUCACUUACGCAAAUUCAUCAAACUCACUUUCAUUAAAUAGAUCCAUUGACAAUAAUUCAAAUGCAAUUUCUGGUUCUUCUUCUAAUUUACCUUUCACUCCAGGUGGGAUUUCAAUGAGUAUAUUAGAUUCAAAAACUGCAGGUUCUAAUGUAUCAAGGGCUACAAAAUUGUUACAUAAAGAUGAUCAAGGAUUGUUCGACAUUCCUUCAGGGUUUGAAAGAGGUAUUCUACCAAUGGAAUCUUUAACAUCUAAAAGUGACUCCAUUAUAGAAGAUGAAGUUAAUCAGUUAAAUCAAAUUGAUAAUGAAAUUGAUGUAGAAAAUGAAAUUUUAAUGAGUCAACAAUUAGAGAAUGAUCAAGUAAAAAUAAAUUCAAAAAAAAACAUUUUAGGUGACGAUGAAUUUAAAAUUAAUUCAAAUCAAUCAAAAGAUGAUAUAAUAGAGCUUGAUAAUUUAUUACCUAUAGGUAUUGAUUUUGGUAGAUCUAUUGUAUCCGAUUCAUCUUCAAACGAUCCUUUAAAGAAAAAAAAUUGGGCUCACAUUGUAGAUUUAAAUCAUUCAAUUGAUAAUUUCGACGAAUUGGUUCCAAAUCCAGCAAGAACAUGGCCUUUUGAAUUAGAUACUUUUCAAAAGGAAGCUGUAUACCAUUUAGAACAAGGUGAUUCUGUCUUUGUAGCAGCACAUACUUCUGCAGGUAAAACUGUUGUUGCAGAGUAUGCAAUUGCCAUGUCUAAAAGAAAUAUGACAAAGACAAUUUAUACUUCACCAAUCAAAGCUUUAUCGAAUCAAAAAUUUAGGGAUUUUAAAGAAACGUUUCAAGAUAUCGAUGUUGGAUUAAUUACAGGGGAUGUUCAAAUUAAUCCAGAGGCAAAUUGUUUGAUUAUGACUACUGAAAUUUUAAGGUCAAUGCUAUAUCGUGGUGCAGAUUUAAUUAGAGAUGUAGAAUUCGUCAUUUUCGAUGAAGUUCAUUAUGUCAACGAUCAAGAUCGUGGGGUUGUUUGGGAAGAAGUCAUUAUUAUGCUGCCACAACACGUGAAGUUUAUCUUAUUAUCUGCCACUGUGCCCAAUACUUUUGAAUUUGCUACUUGGAUUGGUAGAACAAAACAAAAAAAUAUUUAUGUUAUUUCUACUCCAAAGAGACCUGUUCCUUUAGUAAUUAAUUUAUGGGCUAAGAAAGAAUUAAUUCCUGUAAUUAAUGAAAAGAGAGAAUUUUUAAUUAAAAAUUUCAAUAAUCAUAAAGCCUUACUUGAAGAUACUCCAUCAAAAAACAAUGGUACUAAAAACGACAAUAAGAAUUCAACUCGUGGUGGAUCAAGAGGUGGCUCUAGAAGUGGAUCAAGAGGUGGAUCAAGAGGCGGUUCAAGCAGAGGGAAUGCAAACCGCGGUGGUUCCCGUGGAGCAGGUGCCAUUGGCUCAAACAGGAGUCAGUUUUAUAAAAGAGGUGGUAGUAUGCCAACAAAAAAGACUUGGCCAGAAUUAAUCAAUUAUUUGAAAAGUCAUGACUUAUUACCCGCUGUUAUUUUUGUAUUUAGCAAAAAACGUUGUGAAGAUUAUGCUGACUGGUUAGAAGGUAUUAACUUCUGUACAAAUAAAGAAAAAUCACAAAUUCAUAUGUUUAUAGAAAAAUCUAUUACCAGAUUAAGAAAGGAAGAUAGAGAGUUACCACAAAUCUUAAAAAUCAGAUCGUUAUUGGAAAGAGGUAUUGCUGUUCAUCAUGGUGGGCUAUUACCUAUCGUGAAAGAAUUGAUUGAAAUUUUAUUUGCAAAGGGGCUAAUUAGAGUUUUAUUUGCUACUGAAACAUUUGCCAUGGGUUUAAAUUUACCCACUAGAACUGUUGUGUUUUCUGAAAUUAAAAAGCAUGAUGGUAAUUCUCAAAGAUAUUUAACUCCUGGUGAAUUUACACAAAUGGCAGGAAGAGCAGGUAGAAGAGGUAAGGAUUCAACCGGUACAGUAAUUGUUAUGACUUAUACCGAGCCUUUCAAAGAAGGUAAUUUUAAAGAAGUCACUCUUGGCAUUCCUACCAAAUUAGAAUCUCAAUUUAGAUUAACUUAUAACAUGAUUUUGAACUUACUAAGAAUUGAAGCAUUAAAAGUGGAAGAAAUGAUUAAGUAUUCAUUUAGUGAAAAUAUUAAUCAAAAUCUAUUGCCAGAGCAUGAAAAGAAAAUAAAACAAUUAAAUGAAGAAAUGUUACAAAUUCAAACUAUACCGUGUGAAACUUGUGACAGUGAUAUUUCUACAUUUAUUGAUUUAGUGGAUCAAUUUAAAAAGAGUACUGAAAAUAUGUUAGAAGAGCUUGCAAAAACUUCGAACUUUUUCAGAAUUUUCAGGACAGGUAGACUGAUUGUAUAUCGAGACAAAGAUGAUAAUUGUAAGCUAGGUUUUAUUUUCAGAAGUAAUAUGAAAGAAAAUUCAUUUGUCGUCAUGACCAUCUCAGAACCAAUGAAAUUACCAGAUGGAUCUCCAAAUCAUCUACCGUACAUGGGUAACAUGAAUGCUUAUAAUAAAAGAAAUUUCCCAACAGUAACCCUUUGUGAUUAUUAUUUUGAAGAUGUAUCAUUAUUAUCUGUUGAGUUAAUAUCUGCUUACACAUUGAAAUUACAAUUCCAAGACAUUAUGAAAGGUGAUGAAGAUAUACUUAAAUCUUUCAAAGAUGAAUUAUUUAUUAUUUCUAGAGUAGCAAAUCACUUGAAAGAAACUGAUACAGAGAAAACAAGUAGUUUAAUGGUUCAUCAGCAUUUAUUGGAAAGAAAUAAUAUAAGGGAAAAAAUUAGAAAUUUAAAAUGUACUAGUUGUGAAAAAUUAUCAAUUCAUUAUGUCUUACAUUAUAAAAUAUUCCAAAUUGAAAGAGAAAUCAAAAAUUUGUCACAUUUAAUGUCGGAUCAAAAUUUGUCCUUGUUACCAGAUUAUGAAAGCAGAUUAAGUGUAUUAAAGGAUGCUGGCUUCAUUGAUCCAAAUCAAAACGUUUUAUUGAAAGGAAGAGUUGCUUGUGAGAUUAGUACUGGGUAUGAAUUGGUAUUAACUGAGUUAAUUUUAGAUAAUUUCUUAGGUGAUUUCGAACCUGAAGAAAUCGUUGCAUUGUUAUCAGUUUUUAUUUAUGAAGGUCGAACGAAGGAGGAUGAACCACCUGUUCCAACACCAAGAUUAGCAAAAGGUAAAAAAAGAAUUCAAGAAAUUUAUGCUCAAAUGCAAUCAAUUUAUGAAAAGUACCAAGUAACUCAGACCCAAGAAGAAGCUGAAUUUUUAGAAAAAAAGAGGUUUGCUUUAAUGAAUGUAGUUUAUGAAUGGGCAAGGGGAUUAUCUUUCAAAGAAAUUAUGCAAAUCAGUGCUGAACAAGAAGGUACAGUUGUUAGAGUUAUCACUAGAUUAGAUGAAGUAUGCCGCCAAGUGAAAACUGCGGCUGUUAUUAUUGGUAAUUCCAAUUUACAUACAAAAAUGUCUCAAGCUCAAGAAUUAAUAAAAAGAGAUAUUGUUUUUGCUGCAAGUUUGUAUUUAUGA